CAUCCAUCCCUUGCAAAUUUGGAUCAUGUUCAGUGGCUCAUCAAUGCACAUCACCUGAAGAAGUACCCACAUGGGACAAGUAUUGAUGGUGCAUUACACCUCUUCCAACAGCCAUCUGAUGACCCACCAUACCUCCGUUGUGUCGAGGUACACCCACUACCAGGUUCCGAAGUGUUCCAUCUCAUUAUUUGCAUGUCUCCUUUUAUGGCAUCACAACUGAUGCAUGUGAGACAUCUCUUGAUUGACACAUCAUUCAAAUGUGUCCAUGGGUGGCAGGAGUUCAAGAUAGAAGCCUGGGAUAAUGAACAGAUGUGGUCCAUUGCUGUCACACAUGCAUUCACAAUGUUGCAAUCUGCUGAGGCCCAUUUCAUUCUCUUUCAACAUAUCUUCUCAAUUGCAUCAGCAGACACUGGAAUGCUGGUUGCAUUCCACCACAUAGAUGGAUAUGGGUUUCAUUCAUUUGUUGCAGAUGGACACAAAGGACAAGCACUUGGACUUGGAAUGUAUUGUGUUUCCUUGUGCUACAAUGACCACCAUCAAGAUAGAUAUGAGCCACACUGUUGGCUUUCUGACCUCAAUCCCUAUGAUCAUCUUACACAGUCCUAUUGGUUCUGUGUAACACAUGUCAAGUAUCAUAUUUUUCUGCUGAGAACUUACAUAACUAGUGAAGUAUAUGCUGCUAUGCUCAGCCUCUUGUCAUCAGAGGAGCAACCAGAUCUUGACCGCACACUUGCAAUAAUCAGAACAGGUGGAAAGAAGGCAAAUGCAUGGCUGAAGAAUAAACUGGAGAGCAAUAGAUUUGGAUUGAAGGAAAUAUAUAGGCCAGUGAGUCUUAUUCCAGAGGAGAUUUGGAAAGCAUCUCCAAUGACAACAAAUGGCAAUGAGCAAGCACAUCGCAAUGUCAACUGUGAUGGCACAAAUCUCACCUUGCUUGGAGGAAUA
Molecule: messenger RNA, 942 nt
Organism: Pisolithus orientalis
Lineage: Eukaryota; Fungi; Basidiomycota; Agaricomycetes; Boletales; Pisolithaceae
Exons: 5
Source: RefSeq, a predicted model, not a curated record